AUGUUUAGAUUUAUAGUGUUACUAUUAUUAACCACAUUUAUUUUUCCAUCCAAUGGUCAAAGUCGAUCCAUUAUUAAUCAAGAAUCAUCUUUAUGUACUAAGAAAAGUCAUACAAUACCAUUAUUCACUACUCUAAUUUUACGUAUGACAUUCAAUCAAACUCGACUUAAACAAUUAAAUAUUCAAACGAUGAGUAUAUAUGCUUCAAUUAGUGAUCGAAAAAUAGCAGAAUUUCAAAAUCAUCGUGAUACAAUUGAAGAAGUUUUUCAUUUAAUGAAAAAUAUCGAAAAAUAUAAUAACAAAUCAAUUAUGACUUAUAAUUUAAAAAUACAUGCAAAAUAUAUAGAUCAAACAGAUAUUCAUUAUUUUAUUGAAACUGUUAAUAUAAAAAAUCAUAUUCAUUCUACAAAAUGUUCAGUUGUUUUAACUAUAUCUGAACCACAACGUUUAAGAGAUAAAAUAUAUAAAAAUUUCAUUCCAUUUGCAAUUAUGUUUAUAUCACUUCAAAUGGGUAUAUUACUUGAUAUAGAUGUAUUAAAAGAAUUAAUUUAUCGACCAAUACAAAUUUCAAUAGGUUUUGUUUGUCAACAGAUUUUUAUGCCAUUAAUAGCUUUUUCUAUAUCAAAAAUAUUUCGAUAUCAAUUAUUAUAUGGUCUUGGUUUAUUUAUUGUUGGAUGUUGUCCAGGUGGAUCAACAUCAAAUCAAUGGACAGCUUUAUUUGAUGGUGAUCUUAGUUUAUCAGCCACUAUGUCAUUUGUAUCAACAGUUGCAUCAUUUUUUAUGUUACCAUUAUGGUUAUAUACACUUGGACAAUAUUUUUAUCUACGUCAACUUAAAAUUCAUAUAUCAUUUUUAAGUUUAAUACAAUCAUUAUUAAUAAUUAUUGGAAUAAUGGGAUUAGGAAUGAUUAUUAAUUAUUUUGUCCCAAAAUUAAAAUCAAUAAUAGAACGUAUUUUUAAACCAAUGUUAAUAUUAUUCCUAUGUUAUUUUUUUACUUUUGGUGUUUUUGUUAAUUUUUAUUUAUUUUUUGAUUAUAUUAAUUUAAGAACAGUAUUAACAGCACCUUUAUUAUCAUGGUUAGGAUUUUUAUUAGGUAGUUUAUUUGCUUGGAUUUGUAAACAAGAUUGGAAACAAUUAAAACAAAUAUGUAUAUUAACCAAUAACUAUGAUUAUUUGUAUUACUAA
This is a messenger RNA of Rotaria sordida, 1185 nucleotides long. Lineage: Eukaryota; Metazoa; Rotifera; Eurotatoria; Philodinida; Philodinidae. The record is from the annotation of a GenBank genome assembly.